Messenger RNA from Striga hermonthica, 1074 nucleotides. Lineage: Eukaryota; Viridiplantae; Streptophyta; Magnoliopsida; Lamiales; Orobanchaceae. The record is from the annotation of a GenBank genome assembly.
AUGGAGAAGAACUAUAUGUCAAUGUCAAGGGAGGUGGAGAAGCUGAGGGCAGAGUUAACUAAUUCAACAAACAUUGACCCAAGAACAGGUGCGCCCUACAGUGCCCCUGCUGGAUACAAUGAAGGUCUUCCUGCGGGGAGCUAUCCAUCCGGUCAAAACGCCUAUGGUACAGUUCAGGUGUGCCGGAAAUUUGAAAGAAGGAAGUAUGAGAUUGCGAAGAAGUUGAACAUGGUCUUUUCUGCAGAAGGUGGAAAAUUUUCGAUGCCUUGCAGUUGCCCAAUCUAUGUGGUUGAAUUAUGCCAAAGAAAAUCCAAGAUCCUUCAGUUGUUGCUUGAUGGGAAAGAAGUUGGACCUCUGCUUUUGGAGCCCCCAGCUGGUAUUCGUUUAGCUAAGUCCCACUCUGAAGCAUUGAAGAAAUCUAAACAACCUGUGUUUGAUAUUGACUGUGAAGACACCAGUAAUGUUGCUUGGGUGACUCCAAUUCUUGCUGAUGAGCUCGAGGAAAGAGGCACUUCCAAGGCUGCAAAUUCUUCUAGAGUGAAAAAACGGAGUUCCACUUCACUCAAAUCUCAGGGCAAGGCUCGGAGACUUGUUAAAGAGCAUAUCAGCAAAAAGGAUGAAUUAUUGACUUCAAGCAUAUUGGUAGACCGUGAGGAGAGAAAAGCAUUAACCAGGAACAUACAGCAGCAUAUAUCUGCCUGUAUGAUAGUUCAGACUCUGAUAUGCACCGACAUUUACCCGAUAAAAGCGGUUCUAUUAGCAGGCAAGUGUCAUGACACUGAUGCCUUUGAUGACGUUGAAGAGGUCCGGCAUGCAAAUAAUGAAAAUCAGAAUACAAGUAUCCGUAGUGCUCCAUCUUUUCCACCUCAAACUUCAGAUAAAAAUCCUGAAGCUGAUUUUGUGGAUUCUAUUGAUGAUGCUGGUAAAAGAGUGGCCGCACCAAGUGAACUGUCAUGUGUUAUAUGCCGGACGGAGUUCAGUGCCACCCGUGGGGUAUGUCAUGUGGGCACCGAUUUUGUUUCCACUGUAUCCAGAACUAGGCAGAUCAUAUGGAGAUUUGCCAAAACGACGUGA